Rhipicephalus sanguineus (brown dog tick) is the source of this 1092-nucleotide messenger RNA. RefSeq lists its product as uncharacterized. The coding region runs from base 1 to 882 and encodes 293 amino acids. The record is from RefSeq and is a predicted model, not a curated record. Lineage: Eukaryota; Metazoa; Arthropoda; Arachnida; Ixodida; Ixodidae. The transcript has a single exon. Gene Ontology annotation, cellular component: nucleus. Gene Ontology annotation, molecular function: sequence-specific DNA binding.
AUGAUGCGUUCCUACACGGUUGCGAAGAAAAUCGAGGUGGUGCAGUGGCAUCGCCAAGCUGGACGAAAUGUGCACGAGACUUCGCGGCACUUCAACAUCGAUCGGAAGCGGAUCCGCGAGUGGGAUGGAAAGUACGAACGCUUGCUGCAACAAAACUUCGGCAAGUCAAAGUUACGACGCAAGCUGAGCAACGGUGCUCCUGUGUUUAGUGAGGAGCUGGACGACGCCCUGUUCGAAUUUUUUGAGCGCGAGCGAAGUGCUGGACGCGCUGUGAGUAACAGGCUGCUCGCAGAAGAGGCUUUGCGUAUAGCCAGGAGCCUGCAGCUAGGAAACUUCCACGCUUCGACCCAUUAUAUUGCCAGGUGGAAGCAGCGAUUUAGCAUCUCCAUGCGACAGGCAACAAACGAAAGCCAGAAGACGCCAGAUGACUACGCAGAAGCAGCACGUGCUUUUCGGUCAUCCGUGAACGAGUUGCGAUUGCGUCACGGCUACACACCAUUUAAUAUGGCCAACAUGGAUCAGACAAUGGUUCGCAUGGACUGUCCGGCUUCCCGAACGAACAACAACAUCGGGGAAAGUUCGGUACGGAUCACCAAUACUGGUUGUGCCCGGCGAGGUUUCACAGUUUCACUGACUGCCUGCGCAUCGGGCCACAAACUCCCGGCCUUCGUCAUUUUGAAGGAGCCGAGCGGCAAGAUUCCGACCAAGGCUUUUAUGAAACUUCGAGUGCCAGGUGGGUUUCUCUCUUUAAUCGUGGGGCAGCGAGAUUGCGCUAACCGCUUUUUUUUUUCUUGUAGCAAAUGUCCGCGUGACUGCGUCCAAGAACGGGUGGAUGUCCUCCGACAAGUUUCAGGAGUGGCUGUCGAGGGUUUGGGGCCCUAACACCGACGACGUGAGGCGGUUGCUGGUGCUGGACCAAGCGCCUAUUCAUAAGACGCAGGCAGCAAGGGAUGCUUUGGACGAACGGGAGACGGACGUUGCAUACGUUCCGGCUGGCUGCACGAGCAUACUGCAGCCGGCGGACGUGUAUUGGAACCGGCCGUUCAAAGCCAACCUUCGCAGGAGCUGGGAGGAGUUCAUGCGUAGGGCUGA